AUGAUGCAACCCUAUCAUCCAUUUUUUUCUAAUAUUCCACCUCCACCUCUACCUACUCGUGAAUUCAUAAUAAACGAAGGUUUAAAAGUAGUCCAACAACCAAAAAUUGACCAAGAAUGGUUAAAAAACUGGAUCACAAGAAAAAAAGAAGAAAAACAAUUGUCUUCGAAUCGAAUUUCAUUAUUUAGUUAUCGCCAACAGUUGAUUCAACAUGCCCAUCUUCUUCAACAAUAUGAAGAUGCAUUAAAAAUUUCUAAUCAUGAAGUUUUACUUCAAUUAAAACUUAAAAUUGAACAGUCAAAUAAUUUCAUAUAUGAUUCUCAUAUUGUUAAAAAUAUUCAAAAACAAAUUCAUCGUAGAAAAUCAAAACGUGCUCGACUUCGACGUCAAAAACAAAAACAACCAAUUGCUACUGGCAACAGUAUUAUCAAUGAACAACCAUCCAAUGAAAAAUCUCUACUUGAAAAAAUUCAAGAUGUUAAUUCAUUACUUCAUACUAUUAAACAAUUAAAGCGCAUACGUCUCAAACGACUACAAGACAAUAUCAACACUAUCGCGACGAACAAUACAACUGAAGAUGAAUUAACUGAAAUUGAAAAUUUAUGUACUGACCGAUUGAAUGAAUAUAAAGCUCAAACGAAAAAGCAAACCCAUAAAGACUUGCUUAAUUAUCUUUUUAAUAAUCAUGAUCGAUCUUUCUAUGAAUCGACUAAUCCUGAUGGGCAAUAUUAUUUACGAGCUCACCAAAACAAAACUAAUUUAGUACAAAUUCGACAAGCAUGGGAUCAAUAUUCAACUACUCGUAUUACUUCAUUAGACAAUAUUAUACCAUCUCAAUGGUACGAACCACAUGUACCUUGUGAUGCUAAUUGGGCUCGAUAUAUUUUCCAUAGGAAAGAAUAA
This is a messenger RNA of Rotaria socialis, 903 nucleotides long. The record is from the annotation of a GenBank genome assembly. Lineage: Eukaryota; Metazoa; Rotifera; Eurotatoria; Philodinida; Philodinidae.